UGGAUGUUGGGUCAUCACGCCAUCGUUUUCUCUGUACUAUAUCCAAUUAGUGUUAGGUAGAGUCCGCAUUCGAGUUUGGUAACCCAACUUAAAACAGAACAAAUUGCUUUAUGCAUGCCUUAUAUAUAUAUAUAUAUAUAUAUAUUUCCCAAAUCCGUGGAGAAUUGAUCAGGGAUAGAGCAGAUUGAGCUGGUGGCAGAUCAUAAGGGAAUUUUGAUUCUUGACUCUGUUUAAAAUGGAUAGAAAUGGAGUAACUGAAGGAGAAUUCGAGGAGAGAGGGAUGAACAAAUGUGCCGAACAAGUAUCACACCUGGCUCUUGAUAUCGGAGGCUCCCUCAUCAAGAUGGUGUACUUCUGUGGAGAAAAUAGUGGCUCAGAGCAUCAACAGGGAAUUUUGUCUUCAAAGGAAAGUUGUGGACUUUCUAAUGGAAAUACAAAUUGCUCAGUCCUCGGAGGAAAGCUUCACUUUCGGAAGUUUGAAACAAGCAAGAUCAAUGAGUGCCUAGAAUUUAUGUCUUCCAAGCAAUUUCAUCGGAAUGGUGAGGAUUGUCAUGGGGCUUCUGUAAGUGAGAAGAAUAUCAUAAAGGCUACAGGAGGUGGGGCUUUUAAGUUUGCUGAUCUCUUCAAAGAAAAGCUUGGAAUGACUCUGGACAAGGUUGAUGAAAUGAAUUCUCUUGUUGCUGGUGCAAAUUUUUUGCUUAAGGCAGCCAGCCAUGAAGCUUAUACAUACAUGGAUGGUCAGAAGGAGUACGUGCAGAUUGAUCAGAAUGAUUUAUACCCUUAUCUCCUUGUCAAUAUUGGGUCCGGUGUUAGCAUGAUCAAGGUUGAUGGAGAUGGGAAAUUUGAGCGAGUUAGUGGAACUAGUGUUGGAGGUGGCACCUUCUGGGGGCUGGGAAAACUUUUGACGAAGUGCAAGAGCUUUGAUGAAUUGCUGGAGUUGAGUUAUUCUGGUAACAACCGAGUAAUAGAUAUGCUUGUUGGAGACAUCUAUGGUGGAAUGGACUAUUCCAAGAUUGGACUUUCUUCCACAGCAAUUGCUUCUAGCUUUGGAAAGGCAGUUUCCGAAGAUAAAGACCUUGAAGAGUACAAACCUGAAGAUGUGGCACGGUCUCUCUUGAGAAUGAUUUCAAACAAUAUUGGACAGAUUGCUUACUUGAAUGCUCUUCGUUUUGGACUGAAGCGAAUAUUUUUUGGUGGGUUUUUCAUUCGGGGUCAUGCUUACACGAUGGACACAAUUUCUGUGGCAGUCAAUUUCUGUUGCUGCAACGCUGCAAGAAGCUCCGUCGUUAGGGAAGUGUUCAUUGUUUCUCAUGAAUGUACUUCUUGCAGGUCGAAUCAUUAUUGUUUCUCAUGA
Coffea eugenioides is the source of this 1354-nucleotide messenger RNA. RefSeq names its product pantothenate kinase 1-like. The record is from RefSeq and is a predicted model, not a curated record. Gene Ontology annotation, cellular component: nucleus; cytosol. The transcript is spliced from 10 exons. The coding region runs from base 236 to 1354 and encodes 372 amino acids. Gene Ontology annotation, biological process: coenzyme A biosynthetic process. Lineage: Eukaryota; Viridiplantae; Streptophyta; Magnoliopsida; Gentianales; Rubiaceae. Gene Ontology annotation, molecular function: pantothenate kinase activity; ATP binding.